This is a messenger RNA of Microthlaspi erraticum, 1566 nucleotides long. The record is from the annotation of a GenBank genome assembly. NCBI's taxonomy places the organism in Eukaryota, Viridiplantae, Streptophyta, Magnoliopsida, Brassicales, Brassicaceae.
AUGCCUGCCGGUGGAUUCGUCGUCGGAGAUGGCCAAAAGGCUUAUCCCGGCAAACUCACUCCCUUUGUUCUCUUCACUUGCGUCGUCGCUGCCAUGGGUGGUCUCAUCUUCGGUUACGAUAUCGGUAUCUCCGGUGGUGUGACGUCGAUGCCGUCUUUCCUCCGGCGGUUUUUCCCGUCGGUGUACCGGAAACAGCAAGAAGACGCGACAACAAACCAGUAUUGUCAGUACGAUAGCCCAACGCUUACGCUUUUCACUUCCUCGCUCUAUCUAGCGGCGCUAAUCUCGUCCUUGGUGGCUUCCACCGUGACGAGGAAGUUCGGACGGCGGCUCUCGAUGCUCUUCGGUGGCAUACUCUUCUGUGCCGGAGCUCUCAUCAAUGGUUUCGCUAAACACGUUUGGAUGCUCAUCGUCGGUCGUAUCUUGCUCGGUUUCGGUAUCGGAUUCGCUAAUCAGGCUGUGCCACUUUACCUAUCGGAAAUGGCUCCAUACAAAUACAGAGGAUCGCUAAACAUAGGCUUCCAGCUCUCAAUCACAAUCGGAAUCCUCGUAGCCGAAGUACUCAACUAUUUCUUUGCCAAAAUCAAAGGCGGGUGGGGAUGGAGGCUCAGUCUCGGCGGUGCGGUGGUCCCUGCCCUGAUCAUAACUCUCGGCUCCUUGGUCCUCCCUGAUACUCCCAACUCGAUGAUCGAGCGAGGCAAACACGAGGAGGCCAAAACCAAGCUGAGACGAAUCCGUGGCGUCGAUGACGUCAGCCAAGAGUACGACGAUUUAGUCGCCGCUAGUAAAGAGUCGCAGUCGAUAGAGCAUCCGUGGACGAACCUCCUCCGCCGUAAAUACCGACCACAUCUCACGAUGGCCAUUAUGAUUCCGUUCUUUCAGCAGCUAACCGGAAUCAAUGUGAUAAUGUUUUACGCUCCGGUUCUGUUCAACACCAUUGGUUUCACUACUGACGCUGCUCUCAUGUCCGCGGUGGUCACUGGCUCGGUUAACGUAGCCGCCACGCUAGUUUCGAUCUACGGUGUUGACAGGUGGGGCCGUCGGUUUCUUUUUCUUGAAGGCGGUACACAAAUGCUAAUAUGCCAGGCUGUGGUUGCAGCUUGUAUUGGGGCCAAGUUUGGGGUAGAUGGGACCCCUGGUGAGCUACCAAAGUGGUAUGCUAUUGUUGUUGUAACGUUUAUAUGCAUCUAUGUGGCGGGUUUCGCAUGGUCGUGGGGCCCUCUAGGGUGGUUAGUACCUAGUGAGAUCUUCCCGUUGGAGAUAAGGUCGGCGGCGCAGAGUAUCACGGUGUCGGUGAACAUGAUCUUCACAUUCAUCAUUGCGCAGAUCUUCUUGACGAUGCUUUGCCAUUUGAAGUUUGGGUUAUUCCUCGUUUUUGCCUUCUUCGUGGUGGUCAUGUCUAUAUUCAUAUACAUAUUCUUGCCGGAGACGAAAGGGAUUCCGAUAGAGGAGAUGGGUCAAGUGUGGAGGUCACAUUGGUAUUGGUCAAGGUUUGUGGAGGAUGGUGAGUAUGGGAAUGGGCUUGAGAUGGGCAAGAGCAGCAACCAAGGAACUAAACAUGUUUGA